CUCUCCCCGUCUCGUAUUGCACAUACAUACACACAUAGAAACACACCAUACAUCCAUCAAUCCAUCUGCCUUAAGCCGCCGCCACAGACCGCGAUCACUGAGGCAUGCAAAGAAAGAAUCCCAACCACUCGGUCCGUCUAUCCACUGCCCGGCUUCUUGCGCUGGCGGAACCCGCCCUCCACUCCUCCAAACAAGCUGAUCAUGUCAUGCACAAACACGCAUACACAUACAUACACGGAUGGCACGCAGCUGUCGGUCUUUAUUCGCCCACCCGUCAGUCUUAGUGGGGAGUUCUCUGAUACUGAUGAGUGCCCCCUCCUCUGAUGUUGCCAGCUCCGAUGAGCCAACAGAUGAAGUUUCAGGCGUGUCCGCAUCUGGUGGUGGCGAAGUACUCGACGACGGUCUUAUCCGUGAAGGGGGCAAUGAUGGCGUUGCGAAGAAACGAAAGCAGGAGAAUAUUGUGCUGGUCAUCCCCCUGAUGGAUGUAGUAGGCGAUGGCGAACGCGGCGAGGCGGGCCCAAGAGAAGAGCACGUGGAAGAGCUGGCAUACUGCCUUAAGGCCGUCGUGUUGCUCCUGUUCAGUAUCUUCUGUGCCGUGCUCCGGUCCACUGCCUUCUGUUCUACGGCACAACACGCAAACAGAGAGAAGCAGCAUGGGGCGUCAGUUUCACACAACAGGGAGCUACUUGUUGGCCUUACCAGUAGCCUGACAGCCUGCCAAAUACAAGCGGAUCUUGGCGGUCGCGCCAGGCCCCCCAGCUUCAGCAUGGGGCAGCAGGGAGAUGUAGUGGGUCGCCUCGCCGCUGAUGAAACGAACGUACUUCUCCUGCUCGGCUUCGGUUUCGAAGGCGCUCCUGACCGCCUGGUUGACGGCCAGCAUCUCGUCACGCGUCACCCCAAUACUUACAAGCUGGGCGAUUGUCGUCAUUCCGUCGAGGGGGAGCCAAGGUCUCUUGACGAGAAGGAUUUUGUCUAGUGCUGGCUCGAUGGGUCUUCCUUCCCCAGCAUGCAGCGGUCUUCCUU
Messenger RNA from Vitrella brassicaformis, 1023 nucleotides. Lineage: Eukaryota; Vitrellaceae. The record is from the annotation of a GenBank genome assembly.